AUGCUUCCGAAGAAGGACAUACUCAUGAGGUGUCACCUGAGAGAAUACUUCCAGCCGGGAGACCGAAUCCCUUGGUUCUUCAGCGAAAACAACCAACUGGCUGGUUUCGCACAACGCUACUCAGGUCAAGGAGGCCAAGGAAUCGGCAUAUCCAUCGAUGUCCUAACUGUCAAGGGUGCUGGACAUAUGGUACCAAACGACAGACCUGGCCCAUCAGUACAAAUGAUCACGAACUUCAUGUUUCCCGGUUCAACCGGAGUCAACUACACUUCCAAGGCUCACACAAAUCCACAGCCCGACGUAUCUCCAAUGAAAGCAGCAUCUGCUUUGACCCUGCUUUCUGUGAUUAUGUCUUUAGUUGUCACCAAUCAAUAA
Molecule: messenger RNA, 375 nt
Organism: Cooperia oncophora
Lineage: Eukaryota; Metazoa; Nematoda; Chromadorea; Rhabditida; Trichostrongylidae
Source: the annotation of a GenBank genome assembly